AUUUUUCAUUCUCGACGUGUAGCCUGGCAGGUCCCAUCAUCGGAGACUGUUGAAACGUCAGAAAAGCAUUGAUCGCGGUUGGAUCGACCCCGAAACGAACAUCAUUUAUCUUCUUCAGUCAUUUAUCAAAUACCUGACGCUGACAUGCAAGAAGAGAACUCCCUCGGUUCACUGUUAUUUGCUAAUCAAAACCCGACCAGUGCGCAAACAGAAACAAUUCUGCCGCAGAUUGAGCUCGACGAACUACGUUGUCAUUUGCGAGCAGAACAUGAGACGAGCGUACGCGGUCAUAAACAGGAGAAACAGAUCAAAGCCGUUCCAAAGAAGACAGCAGCAAAUACUAAGAUAUUCCCAUGGAUGAAGGAAUCGCGCGGUAGACAGAAGCAAACAGUUGAGAAUCCUUCGAACCAAAAAGACUCUGAGAAGCGUGAUGCGGCUGCUGACCAGUCACCUCGCACCAUAUACUCGACGAGCCAACUGGUUGAACUUGAGAAAGAGUUUCACUACAAUCGCUAUUUAUGUCGGCCGCGAAGGAUCGAAAUCGCCCAAUCGCUAAAAUUGUCGGAGAAGCAGGUGAAAGUGUGGUUCCAAAAUCGGCGCAUGAAGUGGAAAAAGACAAAUAGGGAUAACAGGGAUAACGAGGUGCUGUUAAGAAAGCGACGUCACGGCAUGGUACAGGUGAACCCCUCCGCGUUCGAGGAAAUGGCAAAGAUCAGCCAUUUAGCGAACUGUUACAAUUAUCCAAAUUCUAUGAACUACAGCAAUCCUUUGGUGAAUUACAACUGUACGAAUAGUACUAUAAAUACGCAACUAGUACUAUGACUUAAAUCUUUGAGAGGAAUUGAGGAUGUUGUUUUAUAGAUAAAUCAAUGCGCCAAGAUACCAUUAUCUUGUUUCAAUGUUUCAAAAUGGCCGAACACUCUUAAAUGUGGCCGAACACUUAAAUUUGUAUUGAAUAUUGUGAAUAUUAACUUGUAUUAUUUAAAAGUAUGCGGUUGCAUGUAAAAAUAUCAUUUUAAAUGUUUCAUGUAACUUUUGUUGUAAAACUUUGUGGCAAAGAAAUAACAGGCGUUGUUGGAUAGGGAGUGACGGGUUGGGCGCCUGGGCUUCGGGUAACAUGAAAUUUCACAUAUAUAAACCUUUCCAUCAAUAUUUUCUGCUGGAUGGCUUCUUCAUUUACCACAAAUACUUUUAUUUCAUGUCUAGUUGAUUUUUUGUUUUUUUAUGUCUGGAAACCACAUCUUUUAAAACUUUUUUCAACGAAGAAACGCUUGCACGAUUCGAUCAAGUGUUGCACACGCGCCUGAUUCACACGAUGAAAUAAGCAAGGAGUAGACGCAUGCGCAUUUUAAAGCUUAUCUUUAUUCUACGAUUUAGAGUCCAAUAGACAGGCCCACUAUAUACAGCAUGUGUCUCAAAAAAUGAAAUCACCACUUUAACAUUCAUUACGUAUUGGGUUCAAUAACACAUUCUUUUCAUAGCAAGGAUCAAAGAAGUUUUUAUUUAGCUUUCUAAUUAUAUCUUUCUCAUUUCAUAACGGCCAGAAAUAAAUCAAAAUAAUCGUGCGUUAAAAUUUCCUGGCCAAAACCCGCAUUUUUUAUCGCUGGGAGUUGAAUGAACUUUUCAAAUAAUGUGAUAUACACGCAUC
This is a messenger RNA of Dendronephthya gigantea, 1648 nucleotides long. RefSeq names its product homeobox protein Hox-B3-like. Gene Ontology annotation, cellular component: nucleus. The record is from RefSeq and is a predicted model, not a curated record. The transcript is spliced from 2 exons. Gene Ontology annotation, molecular function: DNA-binding transcription factor activity, RNA polymerase II-specific; RNA polymerase II cis-regulatory region sequence-specific DNA binding. Gene Ontology annotation, biological process: regulation of transcription by RNA polymerase II. Lineage: Eukaryota; Metazoa; Cnidaria; Anthozoa; Malacalcyonacea; Nephtheidae. The coding region runs from base 145 to 822 and encodes 225 amino acids.